Cotesia glomerata is the source of this 3246-nucleotide messenger RNA. RefSeq lists its product as uncharacterized. The transcript is spliced from 6 exons. Gene Ontology annotation, molecular function: nucleic acid binding. The record is from RefSeq and is a predicted model, not a curated record. Lineage: Eukaryota; Metazoa; Arthropoda; Insecta; Hymenoptera; Braconidae. Bases 1 to 3246 code for a protein of 1081 amino acids.
AUGUCCAUCCAUUUUGGAUGCACCAACGAAACCAGCUUCACCGCAGUCUACAUCUUCCGCACAGAUUCGCUUUCCGCUCAAGUUUUGCUAGCUACCGCUUUAGUCCAGGUCAGUCCGCAUCAUGGUAAUCCAAUCACCGCUAGAGUUUUGAUUGAUCAAGGCUCAGAGCUCUCAUUUAUGAGACAGACGCUCUUCAAGAAGCUUGGACAACCGCUACAACGCGACAUGGUCAUGCUCAAGGGCAUUGGCAAUGUCUCCGCAGGAAGUUCACUAGGUGUGAGCACAAUUGAACUUCAUUUGCAGUGUACACCCGCUUCAAUGCAUGUCAGCAUGCAUAUUCUACUAACACUGACUGUAGAUCUUCCAUCGCUCGUGAUCGCUGAUCCGAAAUGGCCGCAUCUGGAGAAUCUCCAACUAGCUGACCCGCAUUAUCUACAGCCACGACCUGUAGAUAUUAUUCUAGGUGCAUCACCAACCGCACAAAUCAUGAACGCAGAGAUUAAACGGGGACCUCGCAAUGCUCCUAUUGCACAAUCCACCACGCUUGAUACAGAAUUACAAGACGCUAUCGCUAAGUUUUGGAAACAGAAAGAGGUUCCAUCAGGAAAUUCACCGCUCAACACCGCUGAAGAAGACGAAUGUGAAAUUCACUUUCGUCAAACGCAUUAUCGACAGCCUGAUGGACGCUACGUAGUGAGAUUACCGCUUAAAGCCCCCGAGAGUCAUCUUGGCGACUCUAUCAACGCAGCCAUGGGGUCACUCCGCAGAUUAAUAACUCGCUUGUCGCGAGAAAGAGAAUAUUCUGAUAUGUAUCGUGCAUUCAUGGCAGAAUACAUUCAACUAGGACACAUGGUACGAGUACCAGUCAACGAAUUGCCCGCAAACGCUUACUUCUUGCCUCACCAUGGGGUAUUGAAGCUUGAUAGUGCCACUACGAAGCUCCGCACAGUGUUCAAUGGUUUCUGUGCAACAUCUACAGGAAUUUCAUUGAACGACAUUAUCCACGCAGGACCCAAAACGCAAAUUGACAUUUUUGACGUGAUGUUGAGAAUCCGCUGCAACAAAAUUCUAUUCGCUACUGACAUCACCAAGAUGUUCAGACAGAUUGAGGUCGACUCGCUUGAUUGGCCGCUUCAGUGCAUUCUCUGGAUAGAUGAAAAUGACUUAAUAGACGCUUACUGUCUCAAGACAGUCACAUAUGAAACCGCUAGUGCACCUUUUGACGCAGUACGUGUGCUUAUCCAACUAGUAAAGGAUGAAGGACACCGCUUUCCGCUAGCUGUUGCUCCAAUGUUGAAAACACGCUACGUAGAUGACAUCUACGGUGGAGCAGACAAUGAAGAAGACGCUAUCAAGGCUGCAGUACAAACAAAAGCUCUGUGUGCAGCAGGCUGCUUCCCGCUUGCCAAAUGGGCUAGCAAUAGCCCACGGUUACUCGCUGAAGUCGCUCCAGAAAAUCAGCUGGAUACACCGCUUAAAGAAAUCAGUGAUGCACCAGUAAAAGUCCUGGGCAUAUACUGGAAUUCACGCACUGACGCUCUCCAGUUCAACUGUAUGAUGCUAGGACUUCUCGCACCAAUAGUCGUCAAAGCCAAGAUCUUCAUGCAAGAUCUGUGGCUAGAUAGAGUGUCAUGGGACGAACAAUUGUCACCAUCACUCAUUCACAAAUGGACUGGAUACCGCGAGGAUCUUCGAAACAUCGAAUCCAUCCGCAUUCCACGCUGGAAUAAUAUAGCACCUGGAGCAACUAUGGAAUUGCACGGGUUCUCAGAUGCUUUGAAAAACGCUAUGGCUGCCGCUGUUUAUUUGAGAGUCACUGACGCUGAUGGGAACACUUUUGUGUUCAAAAACGCAAGUAGCACCGCUGAAGACCAUGACAAUUCCACGCUUGGAAUUAUCUGCUGCAUGGCUGCUUACACAACUGAUACAUCAUGUCAAGGAAGAAAACAAAACCCCGCUGACUGCGCUUCAAGAGGUAUACCUACGCUAAAACUGAAACAACACGCUCUCUGGUGGCAUGGACCAACUUGGCUUCAUGAACCAGAAUCCUCUUGGCCCACUCUGGAGCCUCCAACCGACAACGCAACGCAUCGAGAAGAACGCCAAGGUCUGACACUAGUAACUUGGAAAGCAGAAAAUUGCCUGCUCCAACAAUUAGUGUCGCAUUACACGCAGCUGUUUCCACUGCUACGGAAACUCAGCAUCUGGCAUCGCGCCAUCGACCGCUUUAAAAGAGUUCCACAAUCUUCGCUGGCCUACCCGCUUACUCCAUCAGACCUGGAGCGCGCUAAAUUGACCUUGAUAAAGUUCACUCAAGGACAUUACUUCGCUAAAGAGAUUCACACGCUGCAAGAUGGUGAUGGUCUGCCUAAAAAUAACAGCAUCACUAAGCUGACUCCGUUCAUCGACCAUCAGGGGGUCCUGAGAGUCGGUGGUCGCUUGAAAAACGCAUUGCUGGACCCAGAAGAGAGGCAUCCAGCGAUUCUACCGCGACAAUCACCGCUUACUUCAAUUUUGAUUGAUGAUUCGCACCGCAAAACGCUUCACGGAGGUACUCAGCUUACACUCGCUGAUUUACGUAAGAGUGUCUGGAUCAUUGGAGGCCGUGUUCCAGUCAGAUCAUUUAUUUUACGCUGCGUUAUCUGCACGAGACACCGUGGAGAACGCGCUCAACAGUUGAUGGGUCAACUACCCGCCGCACGACUACAGCCAACUCGAGCCUUCUUGCAUACAGGACUCGACUACGCUGGACCUAUCACGCUGAAAACGUUUCAAGGACAUGGAGCAAAAACAUACAAAGGCUGGAUUGCAGUCUUUGUAUGCAUGUUCAGUUCAGCUGUACAUCUAGAGCUAGUAACUGACUACACCGCUGCCGCUUUCAUCGCCGCUUCACUAGUCGCCGAGGUAUCUGCCACACGAUAUAUUCAGACUGUGGAACCAAUUUUUUGUGACAAUGAUAUUGAUAAUGAUGAGAAUGAUACAAGUAAUAAAUUAAGCGACAAAAAUAAUGAAAGUGAUGACAUUGAAGAUAAAACUGGUUCAAAUAAAAGUUUUCAAGAAAAACUUCGACAGUGGACCUUAAAAAAUUUAAACAGUCUUCAAUUAAAUGUAAUUGCUGAACUUUUAUUACUACUAAGAGAAGAAGGACAUCCUGAGUUACCAAAAACGACACAAGCUUUGUUAAAGACCAAAUCCGCGUGCACCAAGUUUUCUCAGUCAACGUAUGUGUGUGAGUCGCUGUAUUAG